This is a messenger RNA of Psylliodes chrysocephalus, 1182 nucleotides long. The record is from the annotation of a GenBank genome assembly. NCBI's taxonomy places the organism in Eukaryota, Metazoa, Arthropoda, Insecta, Coleoptera, Chrysomelidae.
UUACGAAUCAGUAUGGGUACUUUGUUUAAAUUUCGAGACAGUGAGAUGGAUUUUGAAAUUAGAGAUAAGGUUGCUUUGGUAACGGGAGGCGCUAGCGGCAUUGGUUUAGCCAUUGUGAAGGCCCUACUUAAGAAUGGAGUUAGGGGAGUUCUGGCUGCUGACAUCAAUGAAAAAUCUGGAAAAGAGGCUAUACGUGAAUUGAUAUCUAAUUAUGGUGCAGACAGAGUUACGUUUUUGAAAACUGAUGUUACAGAUAUGAACAGCUUUGAAAAUGCUUUUAAGGAAGCAAUCAGACGUUUUGGACACAUUGAUAUGUUAUUCAAUAAUGCAGGAAUUUUUGAUGAAAAUAAAUGGGAAAAGGUUAUUGAUGUCAACCUAAAAGGGGUUAUGAAUGGUAUGGUUUUAGCUGUGGAAAAAUAUUUAAAAAACCACAAGAAAGGAGACGAAGCACUUAUAAUAAAUACCAGCUCUAUAGGCAUUUUUGAAUUGAUUCAACCAUUUCCUAUCUACACUACAACAAAAUGUGGCGUUUACGUUUUAACAAAAUUUUACGGAAACAAAUAUUAUUUGAAUUCUUCAAAAGUUAAAACAAUAGCAAUUUGCCCGGGAAAAACAGAAACGCCGAUGCUGGAAGUAACUAGUAAUUCAGUCAAACCCGAAUUCAGACAUUUACUUGACGAAAUAGUAGACAGCUUCAAGGGUCAAAGUGCCGAAUUUGUAGCCGAUGAAACCAUGAAAUUGAUACCAAAAUCUCCAACAGGAAGUGUUUGGGUAAUUGAAGAAAAUAUACCAGCAUACGAACACAUUUCGUCACCCCAACAAAUCUUUGAAAGAAAUAUAAAAAGUAAAUAUUAAAAAGAAUAUUUUCAUAUAAAAAAGAGUUUUAAUAACCACCUUGUAUAACUAGAAUCCUGCAACUUAUUCGAUCUGUAGAACUCCCAGAGUUGAUUGUUAUUUAAAGCCUUGCUAAAACACAUUUCUCUAAGUCUGAUUGUUCAACUAUCCAAUAUAUCAGAAGAGUGUUCAGAUUUUUAUAAACAACAAACCGGGCAUUAAAAGUAGUUCGCAAGGAAUUAUUUAUUGCCUCGUGGUGAGCUCUAGAAAACACUUAUUCUAUAAAGUAAAUUGUAAUUAAAAAACGUUGGUUUUUGUCAGUAAUAAAUCUUAAGCGAUAAGGAUUAU